GUGCCGAAUGCCUGUAAGAAUUUCUUGGCUUUAGCGGCUUCGGGCUACUAUGAUGAUACGAAAUUUCAUCGUUUGAUUCCGGGGUUUAUGGUACAGGGUGGAGAUCCUACUGGGACGGGAAAAGGUGGGGAAAAUUGGGAAGGCGGAAAACAAGCUGAUGAAUUCGUGUCGAGCGUUAAGCACGAUCGCCGCGGUAUAUUGAGUUUCGCAAACAAUGGACCAGACAGUAUAGGAUCGCAGUUCUUCAUAACUUUUGGGAGGCAACCGCAUUUAAAUGGAGUGUAUACCGCGUUUGGAAGGCUCAUUGAUGGUAUGGAUACGCUGAUGAAGAUUGAGCAGGUUCCUGUGGGGAAGAAGCACAGACCUGUUGAGGAUAUUUAUUAUCGUCACCAUCGUGAGCGGUCUGGGCGACGAAGAGAGUUGAAAAGCGAGGACGAGGAAAGGAAAAGGGAGUUUCCGAGAGGCGCGAAAAGGGAAAAAUCUGAGGAAAACUCGGAGGAAAAGAAGAUAGAAAAAGAGAAACCCAACUUUGAAGUAUCGGGAUUGCUAGCAGAGGAGCAGAAUAGUAAAAACGGCAUCGCGCUGAUGUUCUCUCAACCAGCAGAUGCUACUAUGCCGACUGACGCAUGGAGACUUCCGUUGAAGAGUAAAGAGGAGAAAAAGGACGCCGAUGAAGAUGAGGAAAUUGACUUUGACGUGUACGUUGAUGACAAGUAUGAGUACCGUCAUGUGAUUCUACCAAAACGCAUUGCCAAGGAGAUGUUCAGAAUAUUCCAAGCGGAAGCUCAGAUGAGGGGGAGACCGACAGCGGAGCCGAGGUUGUUGUCGGAGUCGGAGUGGAGGGGUUUGGGAGUACAGCAGAGUCGUGGAUGGGUGCACUAUGAGAAUCACAGGCCGGAGCCGCAUAUUCUCCUUUUCCGUCGACCCUUGGGUACCAACCCGUUGACGGGCCAAGUCGACAGAGCGCCGGGAGAGAUGCAGCCGCCUCCCCAGGCGAACAUUGUGAGAUGA
Molecule: messenger RNA, 1011 nt
Organism: Perkinsus marinus ATCC 50983
Lineage: Eukaryota; Perkinsozoa; Perkinsida; Perkinsidae
Product: peptidyl-prolyl cis-trans isomerase D, putative
Exons: 10
Biological process (GO): protein peptidyl-prolyl isomerization; protein folding
Cellular component (GO): catalytic step 2 spliceosome
Molecular function (GO): peptidyl-prolyl cis-trans isomerase activity; cyclin-dependent protein serine/threonine kinase regulator activity
Source: RefSeq, a predicted model, not a curated record